AUGCAAGUCAACCGAAACACUUACUACGUUAUAAACGACAGUAGUGACUUGAAAUGCCAUAUGGAGGAGCGCGCGCAGGUAAACGAGGAGGCUGCCGCCAUGCUGUGGUCCAUCCAGGAGGCGGUGGAGAGGCAGACCCUGCAGAUUGGAGCCUCCGCCUGCGGGGCCACGGCCGUGGUGGACGUGCUCAAAGCCCUCGGCGUGGAAGUGGCUCCGGAGGAGGUCGACCGCUGCGUCCAGACCCGGCUGAGGAGGAACGAGUCCCCACUGCCCGACUACCUGCUGUCCCGCAGUGAAGCCGGUGCCACUCACGCUCAGCUGAUCCAAGGGGCGCAGGAGGCCAGUGCUGGGAGGGUGAUGGGUCGGUUCUUCCACCUUUAUCCUCGCCGGCGAGUCCAGCUGGUGCCUUGGCUCGCACGCUGGAUCCAAAAGGGCGCCGUCCCCGUGGCAACCAUGAACAUGCAGCUGGGCGCGCCUGAGGGCGAGGAGGUGCCCGACGCCUGGCACCAUCAGCUCAUCUUCGGAGUCGCCCCGAAUGCCGUUUUCAUGACCAACCCUUUGGACGUCGUUAGUGAGGAAGAAGCGCACCAGCGUCUCUGCAGCGACUCGGUGUUGCUGGUGCGCCGAGACGACGUUCUGCGGCGGGUGACGCCCGGCUGCUCGCUGUCCAGCCUGUCGGGGAACCAGUCCAGGUGGCUGCUCCUGGACGUCGAAGGUCAAGUUCAGAAGAUGAUUGUAGAGGAAGAGCAGGGAGAAGAUCGACCCAAACGGACUCACAUCACGAUCCCCGCAGCUUACAGUUCAGGCGUUACCCUCUUCACGCUGCGAGACUCGGAGCUAGGACAGGAACUCCUCGGCGAGACAGAAAUCCCUCUGUUGUGACGCUCGAGUUUUGAAACCUUGAAUUAUUUAUUUUAUAGAUGACGCCUUAAUGAUGCUGCUGAAGGAACAUGACGGUGAAGACACGUGAACCAUGAAAAAAAGUGAACCCUUUUUAACUUUUUGCAACUUAGAGGUCACCAGAACUGAAGCACAAA
Messenger RNA from Nematolebias whitei (Rio pearlfish), 1037 nucleotides. RefSeq lists its product as uncharacterized. The coding region runs from base 1 to 882 and encodes 293 amino acids. The record is from RefSeq and is a predicted model, not a curated record. NCBI's taxonomy places the organism in Eukaryota, Metazoa, Chordata, Actinopteri, Cyprinodontiformes, Rivulidae. The transcript is spliced from 5 exons.